AUGGUCAUUCAAAUUACUGGCCAGGGCGCAAGGCUCGAGCGUGUAGUAGCUGUGAUGAACUAUGGCAAAGUCAAGGCUGUUCACGAAAUAAGGCCUCGGUCUUGUCACCAUCAAUACUUUCUCACACCACAAUCCCUACAAUGCAUCGAUACAAACGCGGUAACAACACCUUGUGUCAGCACGUUCUGGGCUCUCGGGUGGUCGAAAGAAUGUUGUUUCCGGGCCGCAGUCUCCACAAAAACUUUUCCAAUCACCAAUUUCUCCGCUGCCAAGAGGCGAGCCCCCACCCGUCCCUUGCCGGCUCCGCCCACCAUGGACAAAGCUCUACGUUCAGGUUCUUCAGUGGCCCAUUCAGAUAGAAGGAUUGAAGCUGUGCCACCGUUGAGCGGCAAAAGUUAA
Bipolaris victoriae FI3 is the source of this 399-nucleotide messenger RNA. RefSeq lists its product as hypothetical. The coding region runs from base 1 to 399 and encodes 132 amino acids. The transcript is spliced from 2 exons. NCBI's taxonomy places the organism in Eukaryota, Fungi, Ascomycota, Dothideomycetes, Pleosporales, Pleosporaceae. The record is from RefSeq and is a predicted model, not a curated record.